AAUUAUUUUGACAAAAAAAGUUGUGUGCAGAAAUAUGACGAGGGUUCUACAGAUUUGGGGCUCAAAUCCCAGAAUAUUCGAAGAGCUUCGCAAGUGGUGUCAGAAACGUAAUGUUAAAAACUUAAGGGCUGCAGGUGAACAAAAAAAUAUUUUCGAAUAAGCCCUCAUAGACUACUUGAUUUAUAAUUGUGUCAAGUGGAUGUUUGAUUUGAUUUCUGCUUCAACGAGCAAUUCGGAGAUUUUCUCUCUCAGCCAUAUUUUCCAUAUUUGCCUGCCUCGUCAAUUCUAGGGUUUUCUCAUUCUCAAUUUCCUGUCUUUCUUCGUUGAAGCAUUAUUUGCUUAUCAGGGACCGCCGUCCUGUUUGGUUACUGGGAAUGUGGAGGGAUGGGAGGAAGAAAAUGAAAUUUGGGCCUUUGGGGUGUUAUAGUUAUGGGUCCCUCUAUUUUCUGGAGAAGAAAAAGAGUAAAGCUUUGGAGAGUCAAAUGGUCGGUCCUAUCUAUCUUAGAUUAGUAGAGGGUGUUUUUAGUUUUUCGAUUAGGUGAUAAAACUGUUCUUAUCUUUUUUUUUCAUGCAUUUUGUUUGCAAUUGAGUGGAAAUUUCAUUCAAGUUGCAGGGAGCUUGGACACACACAUAGUAUUGCGUCAGUCUGAACAUUGUUUUAUGCAUAAUAAUGUUUAAUGAUUUCAUUGUAGUGUCUGGUGGCAAAGGAAUUUGAUGAAUUACAGUGAUUCUGUGGGAAUGUCAUGUUUCGAUCUUUAAUUGGAAAACAAGAAGAAUUUAUUGGUGGGUUGUUCAUUGACUGUCACUUUUAUCUGAUUUUCUGUCUGCUGGGUUAAGAUGAGUGUGGUGGGGUUGGAUAUUGGAAAUGAGAACUGUGUCAUUGCGGUAGUGAAGCAAGGUGGUAUUGAUGUGUUGUUGAAUGAAGAAUCGAAACGUGAAACACCAUCCGUGGUAUUUUUUGGAGAGAAGCAGCGGUUUCUGGGUUCUGCUGGUGCUGCUUCUGCUACUGUGAAUCCAAAAUCUACGUUAUCUUCUCUGAAGAGAUUGAUUGGUAGGAAUUUCAAGGAUCCUGAUGUUCAAAAUGAGCUAAAGAUGUUACCCUUUGAAACUUCUGAAGGCCCAGAUGGUGGCAUUCUUGUUCACUUGAAAUACUUGGGCAAGGCACGGGAAUUUGCCCCGGUGCAGAUUUUGGCAAUGCUUUUUGCUCAUUUGAAAGAAAUAGCGGAGAAAAAUCUAGAAACGCUAGUUGUGGACUGUGUGAUUGGGAUUCCAUCGUACUUUACGGACUUGCAGAGACGUGCAUACUUGCAUGCUGCUGCCGUUGCUGGAUUGAAACCUUUGAGGCUGAUGCAUGACUGCACUGCAACAGCUCUAAGUUACGGGAUUUAUAAAACAGAUUUUUCUAAUGCAGGCCCAACCAAUGUUGCAUUUGUUGACAUUGGUCAAUGUGAUACGCAGGUCUGCAUUGCGUCAUUUAUUGAGGGCCACAUGAAGAUACUCUCACAUGCUUUUGAUGCAAGCUUGGGAGGGAGAGACUUUGAUGAAGUCUUGUUCCAUUAUUUUGCAGCACAAUUCAAGGAACAGUACAAUAUAGAUGUGUACUCUAAUGUCAGGGCAUGCGUGAGGUUAAGGGCAGCAUGUGAGAAGUUAAAGAAGGUUUUGAGUGCAAAUGCAGAGGCCCCUUUGAAUAUUGAGUGUCUGAUGGAUGAGAAAGAUGUUAAAGCUUUUAUCAAGAGAGAGGAAUUUGAGAAGCUGGCUUCAGGGUUAUUGGAAAGGAUUAGCAUUCCCUGCAAUAAAGCCCUAGCUGAGGCACGAUUAACUGUGGAAAAGAUCCAUUCUGUUGAGCUUGUUGGUUCAGGGUCUAGGAUACCAGCUAUAACCAAAUUGUUAGCUUCUUUAUUCAAAAGAGAACCUGGCCGGACUUUGAAUGCAAGUGAGUGUGUGGCACGUGGAUGUGCUCUUCAGUGUGCGAUGCUUAGUCCAGUUUUUCGAGUCAGAGAAUAUGAGGUUCAGGAUUCUAUUCCUUUCUCCAUAGGAAUCUCAUCAGAUGAUGUCCCAAUUUUCAAGGGGCCUAAUGGGGUACUGUUUCCAAGAUGUCAACCAAUUCCAAGUGUCAAAAUUCUGACAUUUCAGCGUAGUGGUUUGUUCCAUUUGGAAGUAUUCUAUGCUAAUCCAAAUGAACUACCUAGUGGCGGAUCACAAAAGAUUAGUCGUUUCAAGAUUGGUCCCUUCCAAUCCCACAGCGAAAAGACAAGGAUUAAAGUUAAGGUGCAGUUAAAUCUUCAUGGAAUUGUCAAUGUUGAGUCAGCUACUUUGAUAGAAGGUCAGACGGAUGACUCCAUUGGAAGAGAGAAUGCUAAUCCAAGAAUGCAUAAAAUGGAGGCCGAGUCUGCUUCUGAUGAUUCAUCUGUGACAGUUGAAAAUGCUAACAAGGAUAAUGCGUCUGUGCAGUCAAAAUCAUUGCAUCCUUCUUCUGCUAAUAUAAUAAAAGACCAAUCUCCUAAGAGGCUUGAGCUACCAAUUAGUGAGAACAUAUAUGGUGGAAUGACCAAGGCAGAGCUCGCGGAAGCUAGAGAGAAAGAACUUCUGAUGGCCCAACAGGACCAAGCUAUGGAACAGACCAAAGAUAAAAGAAAUGUCUUGGAAUCUUAUGUCUAUGAGACACGGAACAAGCUUUUGAACACAUACCGGAGCUUUGCAAGUGACAGGGAGAGAGAGGGCAUCUCUAGGAGUCUACAAGAGACCGAGGACUGGCUUUAUGACGAUGGGGAUGAUGAAACUGAAAAUGCUUACACUUCAAAACUGGAAGAUCUUAAGAAGUUAGUGGAUCCCAUCGAGAAUCGAUAUAAAGAUGAAGAAGGGAGAGCACAGGCUACAAGAGAUCUGUUGAACUGCAUUGUGGAUUAUCGGAUGGCUGUAGAUUCCUUCCCCGCUAAGGAUAGAGAAUCGAUUGUUGAUGAGUGUAAUAAGGCAGAGCAAUGGCUUAGAGAGAAAAGUCAGCUACAAGAUUCAUUGCCUAAGACCACUGACCCAGUACUAUGGUCAAGUGAGAUUAAGAACAGGGCAGAGCAGUUAAACAGGACAUGCAAACACAUACUGCAAGACGAUACUUCUCAUCCAAAUACAGAGGACAAGAAAGGAUCGGACUACCAAGUAUAGGUUUUUGAGCAGUAAUUUAAAAUCAUUAGAAGAGGAAUCUUUUCCACAACUUGUAAUUCACCACAUCCCGUGAUAUGUUUUCGGAUUUUCUUUACCCUUAUACAGAGAAAAUGCUUGGUUUAGAUUCCAGUUUCUUUUUGGUUUUCCAGUGAGAUCAUCUUAUGGGGUUGGCAUCCUGUAUGUACUGAAGAAAAUGGGCUGCCUUGACCCAAUUACGGUUCUUGC
Tripterygium wilfordii is the source of this 3384-nucleotide messenger RNA. Its product is annotated as heat shock 70 kDa protein 16-like. The transcript is spliced from 10 exons. The coding region runs from base 838 to 3159 and encodes 773 amino acids. NCBI's taxonomy places the organism in Eukaryota, Viridiplantae, Streptophyta, Magnoliopsida, Celastrales, Celastraceae. Gene Ontology annotation, molecular function: ATP-dependent protein folding chaperone; ATP binding. Gene Ontology annotation, cellular component: cytosol; nucleus. Gene Ontology annotation, biological process: protein folding. The record is from RefSeq and is a predicted model, not a curated record.